AACACUAGAAUGCAAUAUUAUUAUGCAUAUGUGUAACUGUGUACUCUAGUACGAGUUACAAGUUACAACUCACGAGUCAUAAAAACUCACAAACAUGAUUAGCAUGAUUUGAGACAUUAUACAUAUUUUUAUAGUUAUAUACUACUCACGAAUGAUAUGAAUUCUUAUUAAAAUAUGACAGUUUGUCAAUAAAUCCAAACGUAAUUUUCGGUUUCACGUUACAUUUGAAAUUAACAUUUUAUUUUAAAUACACGAAAAAAUGAUUACCACCAUCCAUACAAAAAUACAAUAGCCGAGCACAACAAAUACAAUUGAAGAACAAAUCAUUAUUAACAGAUAGCGAAUUAAAAGAGUUUAAUAAGAAAAUUAAACGGUUCUAUUCAUCAAUAAAUAUGGAUGUUAAAUUGAGUUUAAUCCUUAUGCUAACAUUUCCAUUAGUAACACCAAUCCGUUGGCUUAUGCAUCCAAAUACUCAAAAAUGUUUACGUGAAGAACUCAGACAAAAUGUAUUGGUAAAAGGUGAUUAUGAAAUCGCACCAAUUGAUGGUCAGUUUAUGGAUUAUAUGGUACGGGAUUCUAAAGGACACAUCUUAGCUAAUAAACAAGACAUUACUAAAGGAAAGUUUACAUUUAGUACUGAAAAUUAUGAUAUGUUUGAAAUUUGCUUUAAUUCCCGUGUACCUGGAUAUCAAAGAGGAACUUUGCAAGAAGUUUCAUUAAAUAUUAAAACGGGUGUUGAAGCAAAAACAUAUGAAGGAAUUGGAGAGGUGGCUAAAUUGAAACCUUUGGAAUUAGAUUUGAAAAUGUUGGAAGAUUUAUCAUCAUCUAUUGUUCAAGAUUUUUCUGACAUGAAGCAUCGGGCCGAAGAAAUGCGAAAUACAAACGAAUCAACAAGCAGAAGAGUUCAUUGGUUCAGUAUGUUCAGCAUUAUUUGUUUAUUUGGAUUGAGUGUAUGGCAGAUCUUGUACUUAAGGAGAUAUUUUAAAGCUAAGAAACUCAUUGAGUAAUACUAAUUUGUAUCUAUUUAAAAUUACAUUUUUUUCCUCUUACAGUCUUACAGUAAAAUAUAAAACAUCAAUUGUAAUUACAAUUUAAUUUGUCUUAAUGUAUUUACAUAUUUUAAUAAAAAAAUUCAAUAAAUUAUGUUUUAUCAUUCUUAAAGUUGUAUAAAAAAUUAUUAUUUCAUUUUUGGAGGUUGAGCAGCAGACUCCCAAUGAAUAAUUUAACAUUAUAUCAGUGGUUAAUGCUGACUCCAAUGUAUAAGGCAUGCUCAUUGAUAAGUAUUAUACAUUCAUACUUGGUAUAGCCAAUUAUUAAUAAUACAGCAGUUCAUAAUUAGGAAAUGCAACAACUGAAUAAGUAUUGAGGAUGCUUUGGGUAGUUAAGACAAACAGUACAUACCACAUCAGUCAGUAAUAAAUUUCUAUGAAUAGCAAUAUGUUAACAAGUCAAUUCAUUCUAACAGUGGUGAUGGGGCGAUCGCCCCCCUUCUAAAAUUAUCAUUUAUUACUAAUUUAUAAGUUUAAUAUCAAAUUUAUAUUGUAGUAUAGGUAAUAUUGUCAAAAAUAAAAAUUGUGUUUUCUGUAUGGCUAAU
Molecule: messenger RNA, 1594 nt
Organism: Rhopalosiphum maidis (corn leaf aphid)
Lineage: Eukaryota; Metazoa; Arthropoda; Insecta; Hemiptera; Aphididae
Product: transmembrane emp24 domain-containing protein bai-like
Exons: 2
Coding region: 393-1007 (204 amino acids)
Biological process (GO): endoplasmic reticulum to Golgi vesicle-mediated transport; Golgi organization; intracellular protein transport
Cellular component (GO): Golgi apparatus; endoplasmic reticulum-Golgi intermediate compartment; COPII-coated ER to Golgi transport vesicle
Source: RefSeq, a predicted model, not a curated record